GCUUCUCAACUUCGCAUCCAGUCAAUACUUUCGCCUGCGGACCCCGAGGCUGAUGAGCUGUCCAACGCAUCCUCGAACCAGUCAACUCCGAAGCGCAAAAUCGCGGUGCUUUCUUCUGCCCCCGAGGCCACUCCGCCGGCCUCACAUCGGGUUGGUUUCCUGGACGGACAAACCAGGUCUGAUGUCGGCGGUUUCGAGCCAACCGGGGGCUAUACCGACGAUCAUCGACCUAUUUCUCACUCAAGUGCCAGAGAGGGAAAGAAGACUUCGAAAACGAGGCAGCCGAUGAGGUCUAGCAUUGCUUGUCUGAGAUGCCGCAGAUCGAAAAUUAAGUGCGACAAUGAUGGCGGUAACAGUCCCUGUGAUACUUGUAUCAAGGGAGGCCACCAGUGCCAGUACCCGGAGGCCACAUCUCUUGCUCCCAAAAGAAUUGAGCCUCCAGCAAGCGGAAGGCAAGAGAAGGAUGGCCCUCACGAAAGGAAGAGGGCAAGGAAAAUGGACGAAGCACCUGGUUUCGACAGUACAAAAUCCACAGCCUACGCCGAAGAUAUUCUCGCCUACCCAUUUCUAACGAUAGAGUUGUGGGAUCAGCUAUUUGCCAUCUAUAAGCAACAUUUCGCGACUGAGCUGUCUUUCAUUCAUCUCCCAACUUUGAAGGAGAAAACGAGUCGCAGACAAGGCCAGAAACAGCACCAUUCGUCCGAGCUGAACCUGGUUCUUCUUGGCGGGAACGUGCGGCCACGGACAUUGCAACACAACCCCGACCCCAUGGCCGCCUCUGAGUUCUUCGCCAAUGCCCUCACGACUGCAAUUGGCCCCCUGAGAACAGCCAUGACCGUUGUCACUGUGGAAAGAGUCCAGGCAUUUCUGAUGCUAGGACUAUUCGAGUGGAGUCAACGCCACACGUUUAGUAACUCUAGCGCUUGGAUGUAUGUUGGUGUUGCAAUACGGAUGGCAAAACUCCUCAAACUUGGCCUUGACGAUCACAUUAUGAGGAUACGAGAAGCUCGCGCCGCCGUGGCCAAUGAAUCUCGAACGAGGUCAUCUGAAAUUGGGAUCAUAAGGGAGUCUCGAAGACGCACCAUGUACAGUUGUCUGGUUCUUGAUCGCAUGAUGGCCUGCGGCAGCGAGCGGACCAUGAGCAUGCCCCUGGAGAGCAUUGGGAUACAACUGCCAUGCUCAGAGAUGGCGUUCGACCUUGCUUUGGAUGUUUACACAGGCUAUCUAAGAUGCCCGGAAGAAUCUGUUUCACGAAAAGUCAACGACGACAGUACCUUGAGCCGAUUUGUGCAGUUGGUUGAGAUAUGGAGCGAUAUUUCCCACUACAGUACGGCGGGUGGCCGCUCGCAAGAAACCGCAUCGCCGUGGGAUAGCCGAUCGACAUUCUACCGGCUGAGAGACAGAUUGGAUCGAUUUCAUAAGGACCUCCCGGACACAUUCACGCUGUCACGUCAAAACUAUUACCGCCAUGAUAAUCACCAAGCUACGAAUACGUAUGUAUCAUUGCAUAUGCUAUCUUCGAUGUGCCAUAUCAUCCUUAACCGAGAGUAUCUUCCAUUUCUGCCCAUCCGCUGUGGCAGACCACAAGGACCCCUUGCGAGUGCACAAGAUCAAGCACGGGGCCAGCUUUGGGAAGAAGUUGCUGACAAUGUCUUCCGAGCGUCCCGAGAUAUCCUGGAUCUGGUUGAAAUCUGCAAGGACAAACUUCCUCAAUCAUGCUUGACCGUGUUUGCCGUAUGGCUAUCCGGCUUUAUGGCUGUAUACGCCCAUCAAUUCCCCAGCAUGGAUAUUCAACAACGCAUGGCAGUUUCGGAAAGCAUUGAACGGGACAUGGAUGAGAGCACCAGUGUGCUUGAAGGCGCGACAACAAGGACGUCUUGUCAGGCACUGCACAAGCUGACGAAGUAUCUUCCGGUGGCACAAAAUUACUUGACAUACCUGGAAGAAUUAAACCAGUACUUUGUGGAUGCAAAGAACCAUUUCAAUCAACAGGCUAACAACACCGACCCCAUGUCCAACCCUUCCUUUGGGGUUAGGCGAUUGAGUAUACGACCUGUUGCUGAAUCACCCCCAGUUGUCUUGGAACAUCGAGGAGAAGGGCUAUCUGCCAAGGCAGCCCCUAUGGGUGGUGCAGGCAAGCCUUCGUUGUCGGAAAGCCAACUGGUACUGCCAGGCCUUGACGAAGGCCUCCUUCAGCAAAAAAUUCCGGAAUUUUCGAUGGAGAAGCUUGAAAUGAUCGAGUCGCAACGAAUCGGGAAGAUAUUGAAUGACUUGGAAGAGUUUGCGGGUGCGGGCUCAUUGGGAAUUGGGAUCCCCUAA
Molecule: messenger RNA, 2319 nt
Organism: Fusarium vanettenii 77-13-4
Lineage: Eukaryota; Fungi; Ascomycota; Sordariomycetes; Hypocreales; Nectriaceae
Exons: 3
Biological process (GO): regulation of DNA-templated transcription; DNA-templated transcription
Cellular component (GO): nucleus
Molecular function (GO): DNA-binding transcription factor activity, RNA polymerase II-specific; DNA binding; zinc ion binding
Source: RefSeq, a predicted model, not a curated record